Messenger RNA from Musca domestica (house fly), 1390 nucleotides. Its product is annotated as mediator of RNA polymerase II transcription subunit 15. Bases 135 to 1103 code for a protein of 322 amino acids. NCBI's taxonomy places the organism in Eukaryota, Metazoa, Arthropoda, Insecta, Diptera, Muscidae. The transcript is spliced from 2 exons. The record is from RefSeq and is a predicted model, not a curated record.
GUGUCAAUGUUGCUUAGGUAUAUAAGCGGAUGUGAAUUCGGUUUGGGUCAUCAGUCAUCGAGCAACAGUUCAACAGCUAAAAAGCAACACAGCUUUUCUAACUAAUCUAAAAAACUACAAGCCUAAGCAGAAACAUGAAGAUCUUUGUGACAUUUUUGGCAGCCUCCACCCUGGCUUUGGCCUCGGCCGAUGUUAGCCUCAAAUCGAGCUACAACUACAACGGCAACUCCGGUUACUAUGGACAGCAACAGAGCCUCAUUCCAGCCUCCAUACUCAAACCCAGCCAACAAUAUCUACCACAACAACAGCAACAACUUGGCUACCAAUCCCUUGGCCAGUCGCAACGUUAUGUGGUACCCUCUGCCCAACAACAACAAAACGUUGUCAUGCGUUUCCCCAUGCCUGCCGAUUUCCCAAUGAAUUUCAAUUUCCAACCUGCCGUUGCCUCGAAACCUAUGCGUCGUUAUCGUCCUCGCCAGCGUAUGGUCAAGAAACCAAUUGUAACCAAGAACUUCUUCAUCCACUCGGCGCCCGAAGAAACCCAGGCCGAAAUCGAUGAAGAAUUGGCCCAGUUGCAACAACAACCACGCAAACACUACAAUGUCCUGUUCGUUAAGACACCCAGCCAAACGAACAAGGCUGCUGCCCUUAACCUGGCCAAGGCUCUCAAAGAAGAAAAGACAGUGGUCUAUGUUUUGGCCAAGAAAACUUCGGCUGCCGAUUUGCAAGAUGCCAUUCAAGAAGCUCCUCAACACAUCAACAAACCCGAAGUGUUCUUCAUCAAAUACCGCACUCCCGAAGAAGCUGCCAAUGCCCAGCGUCAAAUUCAAUCCCAAUACGAUAGCUUGGGAGGUUCCACCACCAUCACCGAUGAAGGUGUUGCUCCCAGUACUUCUGUUAUUGGUUCUUUGGAUGCCUCGGCCGAGGAAGAAGAUGAAGAAGAAGUCAAAUUGCAGCAACAACAACAGGAGCAACAAGCCAGUGGUGAUUAUGGCGUCCAACAAACCCAGCCUGUCCAAUACGACGAGCAACAGUUGGUGAAUGCCCUGCAGACAGCUGCUGCCACAAAUGGAGGCUAUUUGCCACCUUCAAAUCAGUUCUAGAAGAUCUUCGUUGUUAGUCCACCCCCCCAUCCCCUAAUGUUAUUUAGUUAGUUAUGAAAGCUGUUAAAGAUGAUUGAUUCAUCCACUUUAGGUGUACCCUAAACCGUUGUCCUGCCAUGUCGUCUAAAGUGCGAUGACAUUAAUCUGGUUGUUAUAUUUUUUUCUAUAGACUUAGUUUUAAGUUAAUGUUCAUACAAACACACACACACACAAGCACACAAAUGCAUUUAUGUUUUUGUAUCCUGUACCUUUGAAAAUCAUUGAUUCAUUAAAAAAUUACAAAUUUA